GAUGUUGCGGUAUCUGUGCUGAAGCAUUCAGAUGUUUGGUUAAUAAUGUUCUUAUCAAAUCAAAUUACAUGCACCGAACACAAUAUGUCUCUGUAUCCGUCCACUGGAGACCCUAGUCAGUCCAUUAGCCACUAUUACACAAGCACUCAUACUGGAAUUGUGAUGACUCCAUAUUUGGAAACGACGAGCUUAUCGGGUGUGGAAAUCUCCACCGCACUUAAACUUGUUAAUGCACAUUACAUGACUUCGGCGAUGAAUCCGAUUCCGACGUCAAGCAGUUUUAAAUCAGCGAUGUCGUCUGUCAGUAAUGGAACGUCAUUGGAGCCAAUGGUUCGUUUGACCUGUUACAGCUGCAGUGGCACAGGAUGUGGACAGGAGCGCCAACAAUACGAUCCUUUAAGGCAGUGUGCAGCCGGAGAAUUCUGCUAUUUUGAAAUUAUCAUCGACGGCAUGAUGAGUGUAUACACACGCGGCUGUGUCAGAGCUGGUGACGUGACCUGCCAAAAGGCUAGCGACAAGUUCAGCUGUCGGCAGUCCAGGAGAGACAUGAUAUGUCGACUAUGCUGCCAAUACAAUAAGUGUAACUCCAUGGCGUGGAUACCCCCGAACACCACUACAUCUUUGACCUCAGGAAUUGCCACAGUUAUUGUAGUCAUUAUCGUAACGCUCAUGUGACCGGAAAUGACGAUUUAUUGGAAUCGGUCUUAAUAUAGGUGCACACGAUGCGUUGGUUGUGUUAAUUGAGAACAAUUUAUCAGUAUGUCCUUUAUUUGAAAAACUGAUUCAUUUCUAUCAUUGUCUUCUUGGUUCAUGUGUUUCAAUGUAGUCUCGAGAAAUAGCUCAUGUUGAUGGUCACAUAUACAAUGGUCUCGUAAUACCACUACAUAAUUCAAUUACUGAAAGUAAAAACUCCCACUACCUGCGGACCUUGUUUCGUCAUCAAACACUACCUAAAAUCUUGGUUGUAAAAUUAUUCUGUUAUUUUAAAGAAUUCAAUGAUAUAAAACUAUGGGAAAAAUUCUUUGACAAUUUGUAAUGAU
Messenger RNA from Mizuhopecten yessoensis (Yesso scallop), 1040 nucleotides. RefSeq lists its product as uncharacterized. The record is from RefSeq and is a predicted model, not a curated record. Lineage: Eukaryota; Metazoa; Mollusca; Bivalvia; Pectinida; Pectinidae. The coding region runs from base 46 to 675 and encodes 209 amino acids. The transcript has 5 exons.